UGUUCAUUUUUCAGGUUUGACAAAAGAAUCACUGCGUUUGCUGAAGAUAAGUUCCGAAGAGAUGGUAUUGAUGUGAAAACAGGAUCCAUGGUUGUGAAGGUAUCUGAUAAAGAAAUUUCUACUAAAGAAAUGAAAAAUGGAGGAGAAAUUACUACAAUUCCAUAUGGAAUGGCCGUCUGGUCAACUGGUAUUGGCACUCGUCCAUUUAUAAGAGAUUUUAUGUCACAAAUUGGUCAGACUAACAGACGCGCCAUAGCUACUGAUGAAUGGUUGAGAGUUGAAGCAACUAACAAUGUGUAUGCACUUGGUGAUUGUGCUACAAUAAACCAGCGAAAAGUCAUGGAAGAUAUCGCCGCAAUAUUUAAGAAGGCUGACACUGACAAUUCAGGGACUCUUACUGUCAAAGAAUUUCAGGAGGUGUUGGCUGACAUCUGUGAGAGAUACCCUCAGGUGGAGCUAUAUCUAAAGAGUAAACAAAUGCACGACCUUGCUGAUUUGCUGACAGAGUCCAAGGGAGAUGUUAAAAAAGAAUCCGUUGAACUCAACAUCGAAGAACUCAAAACCGCACUCUCUAAAGUGGAUUCUCAGAUGAAAUUUCUUCCUGCUACAGCGCAGGUUGCAUCUCAGCAAGGCACCUACCUGGCCAAGUGCUUUAACCGGAUGGAAGAGUGUGAAAAAAAUCCAGAGGGUCCAAUCAGGUUCAGGGGAGAAGGGCGCCAUCGCUUCAAACCCUUUAGGUACAAGCAUUUGGGUCAAUUUGCUCCUCUAGGAGGAGAGCAAACAGCUGCACAGCUUCCUGGGGAUUGGGUUUCAAUUGGACACAGUUCACAAUGGCUGUGGUAUUCUGUCUAUGCAAGCAAGCAAGUCAGCUGGCGCACAAGGGCAUUAGUAGUAUCAGACUGGACAAGACGCUUUAUUUUUGGGAGGGACUCCAGUCAAAUAUGAAAGAGAUUCAACAUUUUUCCAGGAGUCUUGUAGUGCGAUAUUGCAGAAUGCAGAGCUCGUCAAUCUUGAAUUUAUGUUGAUAUAGAGAUGUUUAUUCUCCAAUUCCUGAUUCUUUGAAUAGCAAAAGCAGACUCCCUGCUGGGAUUUGUGAUCACUGAUCAUGCUUUUGUCAGUUUAAACUUUUUCAUGUAUGAAUUUUUUAUAUACCCCUUCCGCUUUUCUUUCUUGCUUCUGGAAUUGAAAUUGCGGCAUUUGUGAAUCUCCGAGUUUUGCUUAUUUAUUUCGGAGAUGUUCGGUGAUGUUAGUUUAUGACCUUAAUCAUUCGAGUUAUACUGACUGAAUGCUUUUUAAUAUUUUGUCAUUCUUUGAAUUUCUGAUCAAGGGAGACGAUUGCUUUGUUGGAA
Messenger RNA from Cajanus cajan (pigeon pea), 1349 nucleotides. The record is from RefSeq and is a predicted model, not a curated record. NCBI's taxonomy places the organism in Eukaryota, Viridiplantae, Streptophyta, Magnoliopsida, Fabales, Fabaceae.